This is a messenger RNA of Lathyrus oleraceus (garden pea), 828 nucleotides long. RefSeq lists its product as uncharacterized. Bases 1 to 828 code for a protein of 275 amino acids. Gene Ontology annotation, cellular component: replication fork. Lineage: Eukaryota; Viridiplantae; Streptophyta; Magnoliopsida; Fabales; Fabaceae. Gene Ontology annotation, biological process: DNA replication. The transcript is spliced from 2 exons. The record is from RefSeq and is a predicted model, not a curated record.
AUGCGACUCCAACAAGCCGGCAAUACUUCAAGUACAUCUGAAUUAGAAUUGUUUUCUAAUUGGAUAUUAAAAGUUGGCGAUGGGAAAUUGGAAGAACCUAACGAUGGUUACACGGAUAUUCCUAUUCCAAAUGAUUUCUUAAUUUCUAACUAUGAUGAUCCACUAGAAGCCAUUGUUAGUGAAACAUAUCCGAAUUUUCUUAACAAUUACAAGAAUCCAGAAUUUUUGCAAUCAAGAGCUAUAUUGGCAGGAACAAUUGAAACGGUUGACAUCAUAAAUCAAUACGCUUUGGGAUUCAUACCAGGAAAUGAAGCUUUUGAUGUUUUGACCCCAGAAUUUUUGAAUAAACUUACAACUUCCGGUCUACCUAACCACAAGAUUAAAUUGAAGAUUGGGACCCCUAUUAUGUUGCUCCGAAACAUUGAUCAACCUGAAGGUCUCUGCAAUGGAACAAGGCUUAUAGUUACAAGAUUGGCAAACCACAUUAUCGAGGCAAAGAUUAUAUUUGGAAAGAAUAUUGGAGGGGUUAUCUAUAUUCCAAGAAUGGAUAUGACUCCAACACAAUCUCCGUGGCCAUUCAAAAUGACUAGAAGGCAAUUUCCCAUAACUAUAUGUUAUGCUAUGACAAUUAACAAAUCUCAAGGUCAGUCAUUGGAUUAUGUUGGAUUGUAUUUGCCUAGAAGUGUAUUUAGUCAUGGUCAACUAUAUGUUGCAAUAUCAAGGGUCAAAAGCAAAAAAGGGCUUAAGAUAUUAAUCCAUGACAAGGAUAACCAUCCAUUGAAUUCUACAACAAACGUCGUGUUCAAAGAAGUUUUUGAAAACUUAUAG